Oncorhynchus masou masou (cherry salmon) is the source of this 1640-nucleotide messenger RNA. Its product is annotated as heat shock 70 kDa protein 14-like. Gene Ontology annotation, molecular function: ATP-dependent protein folding chaperone; ATP binding. Lineage: Eukaryota; Metazoa; Chordata; Actinopteri; Salmoniformes; Salmonidae. The record is from RefSeq and is a predicted model, not a curated record. Gene Ontology annotation, cellular component: ribosome; cytosol; cytoplasm. The transcript has 10 exons. Bases 24 to 1055 code for a protein of 343 amino acids.
UUCGUAGUGAUAUUUCAACAAGCAUGGCGGCUAUAGGAGUACAUUUCGGCUACACAUGUGCCUGUGUAGCUAUUUUUAAGGAUGGCCGAGCGGAGGUGGUCGCCAAUGACGCCGGAGACCGAGUCACUCCUGCCGUGGUGGCUUACCGAGACACGGAACAGAUAGUAGGGAUUGCGGCUAAGCAGGGUCGUGUCCGAAACGCAGCCAACACUGUGGUUAAAGUCAAACAGGUGCUGGGGAGGAGUUUUGAGGAUCCUGAGGUGCAGACGCAUAAAGCUGAGAGUAAAUGUCCUGUUGUCAACAAGGGAGAGAAGCCAGUGUAUGAGAUGACUGGAGAGAUGACCAGACAUGUGGCUCCCCAAGAUGUUGCCAAGCUGAUCCUACACAAGAUGAAAGAGACGGCUCAGUCGGCCUUGGGCGCUGAUGUCACAGAGGCUGUCAUCACUGUCCCCUUUGAGUUCGCACAUGCUCAGAAGUCUGCGUUGAGGGCGGCUGCGGAGGCCGCAGGGUUCCGUGUGUUGAGGCUGAUCCACGAGCCAGCUGCUGCUCUACUGGCCUACGGAAUCGGACAGGACUGCCCCUCUGGGAAGAGCCAUGUCCUGGUGUAUAAACUAGGUGGGACGUCUCUGAGUGUGACGGUGCUGCAGGUGAAUGGUGGAAUGUUCCGGGUUCUGAACACCCACACAGACCACAGCAUCGGAGGAGAGAGCUUCACAAGCGCCCUGGCACAGCACCUGGCUGCAGAGUUCAAACGGUCGUUUAAACAGGAUGUUAGUAGUAACGCGCGGGCCAUGUUGAAGCUGAUGAACGGAGCAGACAUGGCCAAACAUUCUCUCUCCACGCUGGGUUCUGCUAAUUGCUUUGUUGACUCGCUACACGACGGCAUGGACUUCGACUGCAACAUCUCCAGGGCCCGUUUUGAGCUGCUGUGUUCUUCCCUGUUCAACAAGAGUGUCCAACCAAUCAGAAGCCUGCUGGAGACGACUGGGCUCUCUACUAGCGACAUCAACAAGAAUGCGGUGAUCGAUGGUAUCAAAAGCAGCACUAAGGUCUAGGAGCACGAGGACAAAUGCAGAGUGUCAGUCUGACGCCAUUAAAAGGUAAUUUACCACCUUCACAAGUACAGUCUCAGUGCUAUGGGGUCUGAAACCAGACUGAAGCGUUUUGUAUACAUUGUUUGUCUUCAGGAGGGCAGUGAAUUGCUUCUCAACAGCUUUUUCAAUUUGUUUUUGAGGGGAAUAGGAGAUUCGAUAUAGGCCGAUUAGUUAAAAAAAAAUAUUUUCUGGGUCAAGGUUUGGCUUUUUAAAGAGAAUUUAUUACUGCCACUUUUAGUGAGUUUGGUGCACAUCCGGUGGAUAGAGACGUUUAUUAUGUUCAACAUAGGAGGGCCAAGCACAGGAAGCAGCUCUUUCAUUAGUUUAGUUGGAAUAGGGUCCAGUAUGCAGCUUGAAGGUUUAGAGGCCAUGAUUAUUUUCAUCAAUAUGUCGAGAUAUACAGUGCCUUGCGAAAGUAUUCGGUCCCCUUGAACUUUGAACUUUUGCCACAUUUCAGGCUUCAAACAUAAAGAUAUAAAACUGUAUUUUUUUUGUGAAGAAUCAACAAGUGGGACACAAUCAUGAAGUGGAAUGACAUUUAUUGGA